Vigna unguiculata (cowpea) is the source of this 1613-nucleotide messenger RNA. RefSeq lists its product as uncharacterized. Gene Ontology annotation, biological process: proteolysis. Gene Ontology annotation, molecular function: cysteine-type peptidase activity. Lineage: Eukaryota; Viridiplantae; Streptophyta; Magnoliopsida; Fabales; Fabaceae. The record is from RefSeq and is a predicted model, not a curated record.
AGAGGAAAGCUGCACAAGAGAUAGCAAGAAAGAAUGUCCACCCCCAUAGAUUGUCUCGUGGGGGUUAUGAUAAAUUGGAGCAGAAGAUGAUGAAAGAGGCAUCUGCCUCUAAUUCCAGUGGGACUACUGUUACUCAUCCUCCUCGUCAUGAUAAAUGGAAAAGAGCUCGUCAAAAACCAACAGGGGAUUACAUAUCUGUAGAAACAGAAAGCGUAGCUAGGCGUAUUGAUGAACUGGUCGAGCAAAGCACACAAGGAUCAUUCAUUCCACAGGGGCGUGAGGACAUAUUGGCAGUUGCCAUUGGUCGUCCAGAGCAUCCUGGACGUGUUCGUGGUGUUGGAAAAUUUGUAGGCAUCCGUCAAUUCUUUGGUCCUCCAUCAGCUAAUCAUAAUAAAGUAAAUAUCAAUGAGGAAGUUAUCAUGUCCAUCAAAGAAGAAAUGAGAGAACAAAUGAGGGAGGAAAUUAGGGAGGAGAUUAAGAAGGAGAUGAAGAAAGAGUACUUUGAUAUGAAGGCACAAUUGUUAUCAUACAUGAGAGCAGACACAAAGGGGAGUUGUGAUGUUCCUCUUGAAGAGGCUUCUCUCAUUGGUGAUGCAGAUUACGAGUUGUUCAUUGAUGAUCUCUUGCAGUCCUUGGUGGCUUUAGGUAAAAUGUAUGCAUUGGGGUCAACCGUACACCAUGCAACCAUUGCAGAUGAUAUGAUGAGAGUAGUGGUUGUAGAUGUUCGAGAUGCUACUGCUCUAGUCCCAGUGCCCACUCAAGAGGUUAAGACAGUGGGGCAGGCCCCUGGAAAUUUUAUCCUUUGGCCAGUUAGAUUAGCAAAAGUAAUUGCAAAGGAGAUUAGAGUACAAGAAAAGGAAGAUGUGAAUGAAUCAUUACCACAACAGACAAUUCUAGAACGACUUGGUGCAAUGGCAGCGACUAUCGCCUUGCAACCUAUACAAUUAGAAAUGCCUCCCCAAGCCACAAAUAGGACCUUCAACACCCCUUUUUUUAUAUGUCAAAAGGAUAUUUUUGAAGUUCUCUCUAGCACUGAUAUGUUAUGUAUAUCAGUAAUACAACUUUGGUUGUUGUAUUUACAUCGUAGAUGCACUGAGAAGAAGAAUGAUCACAUAUAUGGAUUUAUUGAUCCUAUUGCCAUUCAAGGUGUUGGGAAUAAAAGUGAAGAGGUUCAAAAGUACCUAUUAGAGGCAUUUGAUGUUGGGAAAAAAGAAGUGUACUUAGCGCCUUAUUUGCAGCAGGGUCAUUGGCAGUUGUUGGUAAUUCUUCCUCAGAAGUUUGUUGUGGUUCUUUUGUGUUCAUUACACAAGAAGCCUAACACUCUGAAAAUUAAAAGUACUUUACAAGCAGCGGUUGAGGCUCAUUCUAGGUUGCAGGGACAACAAAUCACUUCUAGAAAGAAGUUGCAGUUCAUUGCGCCAACUUGCUCACGUCAACCGGGAAGCUAUGAGUGUGGAUAUUAUACCAUGAGGCACAUGCAUAGAAUCAUAUCCGCAAACAUUGUUGACUCAUGGGAUAUGAUUUUCAAUGACACAUCUCCAAUGGAUCAAGGAGUCUUGAAGGAAGUUCGUGAGCAAUGGGCUUCGUUUCUUUUAAGUGUUUAUAUAAGAUGA